Molecule: messenger RNA, 1855 nt
Organism: Vicugna pacos (alpaca)
Lineage: Eukaryota; Metazoa; Chordata; Mammalia; Artiodactyla; Camelidae
Source: RefSeq, a predicted model, not a curated record
GUUGUGAAAAGGGCUCAGGGCAGAGCUGGCCUGGAUGGGCCCCAGGUGGAGUACCUCUCUGAGCUGGUGUGGCCGCUUCCCCGCAGGUGCACCUGCAGACGCAGCAGGAGGUGAAGCUGCGCAUGACUGGCAUGGCGCUGCAGGUGGUGCGCUCUGACGGCGUGCUGGCGCUCUACAAUGGGCUGAGUGCCUCCCUGUGCAGACAGAUGACCUACUCCCUGACUCGGUUCGCCAUCUACGAGACCGUGCGGGACCAGGUAACCAAAGGCAGCCAGGGCCCCCUGCCCUUCUACCAGAAGGUCUUGCUGGGCUCCCUCAGCGGUUGCAUCGGCGGCUUCGUGGGGACCCCCGCGGACAUGGUCAACGUCAGGAUGCAGAAUGACAUGAAGCUGCCCCAGAGCCAGCGCCGAAACUAUGCCCACGCCCUGGAUGGCCUGUGCCGUGUGGCCCGAGAAGAGGGUCUGAAGAAGCUCUUCUCAGGCGCGACCAUGGCGUCCAGUCGAGGGAUGUUGGUCACCGUGGGUCAGCUGUCCUGCUAUGACCAAGCCAAGCAGCUGGUUCUCAGCACCGGGUACUUGUCCGACAGCAUCUUCACUCACUUUAUCGCCAGCUUCAUCGCGGGCGGAUGCGCCACUGUCCUGUGCCAGCCCCUGGACGUGCUGAAGACCCGCCUGAUGAACGCCAAGGGCGAAUAUCGGGGUGUUCUGCACUGCGCCAUGGAGACAGCAAAGCUCGGGCCGCUGGCCUUCUACAAGGGCCUCGUGCCUGCGGGCAUCCGCCUCAUGCCCCACACCGUGCUCACGUUUGUGUUUCUGGAACAGCUCCGCAAACACUUUGGCAUCAAAGUGCCAUCGUGAUGUGGCCGUGGCAACAGCUGGGUCAGGCCUGGGCCCCUUCUCCCCGCAACAGUUUCUUCCAGAGUGUGGGAGGGUCGGCAGCUGAGCACUGCCCUGAGCCCAGCACCUGCCCGCAGUGCUCUGGCCCCUCCUCGUGGCCCAGGACCCCCGCCCCAGCCCGCCUGGUCAGCCCUUCGACCUUCAACCCCUCGCGAGCUACCAGCUUCACCUUCACCGCCCGCCCCGGGCUCUCCCUGCCUGGGCUUCCAGCGGCCUGCUCUGCCCACCCCUCAGAGGGGGUGUCCAGGCCCCAGGUUUGGUUUUCUCUCCUCUCCCCGAGUAGGCAGUUAUCGCUGGAGUUGGGAGGGCGUGUUGUCCCGGCUCUAUGGGCUCGGGUCUCCAGCCCCUGAAGGCUCCUCCUUCCACCGCGCCCAGGGUCCGCAGCACCGUCUCCCACCGCGCCCGCUGAGGGUCCUGGGUGGCAGGGCGGGGGAGGCCCCAGCACCACUCCCCAGAUGACACGUGUACCUGCGCUUUCAUCCUCAGAGAGGGACCAUCGCUUUUAUGACGUUCCCAAGGCAGCUGUGCCCCCACAGCUCCCAGGCCGGUGCAGAGGGGCCCCCAGGGGGAGGGUCUGGGUGCCACCCGCACCCCCCCGCCCCCGCCGUUGCUUUAACAGCUAGUUUCACCAGAACUCUCAGUGCCAGCAGGCUCUCUGCUGUCUUCAGGGGGUGUGCAGUGUCCCCUCCUGGCUCCCUGGGCAGGGCUGGGAUGGCUUGGGGGUCUCCUGUCUGGGGAUGGUCACCUGCAAGGCCCCCAGCAGCUGAUCAGCCUGAUGCCACCACCCAGGUUCCUCUGCCAAAGCAGCCUGCAGGGGGACUGGGGGCUGCGUCCACCUCCCCUGUCCCCCGGGCACUGUGUUCUCCCCACCCCCCAGCAAGUGGCCAGCGGGCCAGCGUCGCCCUGCACGGCGUUAAUAAAGGCGGUGAAGAGUCUGGUUUCUGCGUCCAGGGCACUAA